Molecule: messenger RNA, 726 nt
Organism: Phanerochaete carnosa HHB-10118-sp
Lineage: Eukaryota; Fungi; Basidiomycota; Agaricomycetes; Polyporales; Phanerochaetaceae
Exons: 7
Coding region: 1-726 (241 amino acids)
Source: RefSeq, a predicted model, not a curated record
AUGCCCAGGGAGCAUCACCAAGCUGUGUCGUUCCUAGCAAUGUCCUCAAUGUACAGCCAAGCGAUCUUCGGGGGGAGGGGAGCUCUGGCGGCAGAAGACGCGGCAUCCUUCUGCAGCGGCUCCUCCGCGGGCUUCAGGGAACGGACAGAGACAGAGACUGUCAUUGGUGCAUUUAUGGGUCUUGAAGCUAGAGCGCACUCGGUCACGAUUAUAUCGCUGGGCGGCAGCGCGGUAUGCGACGCCGUGAUCUCAGUAACGAUGGCAUACCUGGGGCACUCACAUCCCGGAGACCCGCGCAAUUAUCACUCGGAUCGUCCACCUCGUAAUCAGAACUGGUGUCCUAACCUACCCGCCUUCUGCAGCGCUGUCCGCUAUUCUCGUCGUCGCCCUCUACGUCGCGCUACCCUCGCGCGCCUAUUACGCGCGCAUCGGCGCGAUCCAUACAGCAACUCGCUCUUCGUGCCCUUUAACACGCGGAUGCACAUCCGCGGCGGGCGCAAUUGGACCUCGUAUUUCCAUACUGGAGCCCCGGCCCGUGCUAGCGUGCGUUCCGCAGGUCAUGCUGCGGCCGCAGUAGUGAGCUUGGGCGCGCCCGGCGGCGUGACGACUAUGUCAAGCUUCGGCGGCGUGCAUGUCCACGAGCAGGUGUGGGUACACGGGCGGGAUGGAGAUGAAGGGGCGAACCUCGAGUCCGGGGGAGAACGCCGUCGUUUUCGAUCUCGCUAA